This is a messenger RNA of Dendronephthya gigantea, 1820 nucleotides long. Its product is annotated as putative RNA polymerase II subunit B1 CTD phosphatase RPAP2. Gene Ontology annotation, molecular function: RNA polymerase core enzyme binding; RNA polymerase II CTD heptapeptide repeat phosphatase activity. Gene Ontology annotation, cellular component: cytoplasm; nucleus. The record is from RefSeq and is a predicted model, not a curated record. NCBI's taxonomy places the organism in Eukaryota, Metazoa, Cnidaria, Anthozoa, Malacalcyonacea, Nephtheidae. The transcript is spliced from 10 exons. Bases 67 to 1743 code for a protein of 558 amino acids.
AAGACAAUAUGGCGGUGGAGAAAUGAAAAAUUGCGAUAUAAACUGCUCACGUAACACUAUUUGAAGAUGACUCAGAGCGAUAAGGAUAGGAAAGCAGAAACAUUACGAGCUGCCUUUAAAGACCGAGUUGAUAAAGAGGCACAUGCCUUUCAUCUUGUGGAGAAAAUGGUUUUGUUAGAUUCUGUUGACGUGGAAUUUUUUCUCAAUUCUGGCAGAUAUAUCACUAUUUCACAAUACAAUGAUGUGACAGAAGAAAGAGCAAUAACAAAACUCUGUGGAUAUCCUCUGUGUAGUAAUCAACUCACACAGGUGUUGAAGCAAAAAUACAAGAUUUCUUUGAGGGAGAAGAAGGUCUAUGACAUAACUGAAAGAAAGAAUUUUUGCAGCAACAAAUGUUACAAAGCAUCAAAAUAUUUUCAAUCUCAACUUUCUGCAGAACCUGUUUGGAUGAGGGACAAAAACAAGUCACUUCAAUUAAAAAUACUUGAUGAUGUUGAAGCGAUGGAAAAGAAAUUCUCAGGUUAUGGAGAGGAAGUGGUCAUGAAUGUACAAAAAAAUGAUGAGGAGAAAGAUGCCAAUGAUGAAUAUGAAGAUGUUUCUAAUUAUCACAAAUAUGAUAUUGAUGACAUACAUGAGAAUAUUAAAUUUGAUAAUGAUAUUGAUUCAGGUUGUAUAGUUGAACGUUUUGGAAAUGUUAAAAUUGAUCUGGAUAUUGAUGUAUCUGAUUCCGAUGAUGAUAGCGAUAAAAGCGAUUAUGAUGUGGAUAAAAUUGCUGAUCACCAGCAUCGUAAAGAAAAGGAGAAAAGGUUUAGCACAGACAAAAGUGCACCGGAGUCGGGGAAGUAUGUUUCUGAUCAUUUUAAAAGUGCAAAAAUGCAAAUGCCUUUAUCGGAAAACGAGGGCCAAAUCUUAAAAAACACAAAUUCAAAGGACGAAUCCCCAAAUCAAGCGGAAAGCAAUACAUCAAAAUUGUAUGAAGAGAAAAAGACAAAAGUUUUGUUUAACACAAGCUCUAAUCCUAAAUAUUCUCACCCACAAACCUCAAGCCUGGACGAAAAAUGUAAAAAGAAUAAUUUGACAAAGAAAAGCAUUUGCACUAGUGAGUUCGGUGCAGAACUAACGAAUGAGAAUGAUGGACUUUCAGCAAAUGCUUCGGUCUUCACAGAAAGCAGUGAAGCCUCAGAGAAAGCAAAGGACUGUGUUGAUAAAAUAUACAGCGUAUUAGUAGAAUGGUGCAGCACAGAAAGUAGAAAAUAUUUACAAAAAUCUGAUCGUGACCAGAAAAAUACAUCCGAUGAAUUCAAGUGUAAAAGUGGUGAAGAAAGUAUGAUUCUACCCCCAAUUGAUUCCAAAAGCAAACACGCUAUACGUGGAAAGAUUGUUUCAGAAAAACUUACAAAGGCAAUGUUUCCGAUGCUUUCCAAGCUUAGUUUGACAAUGGCAGAUAUAUCAUUUCAACUGACUUGUUUGCUCAAGACAUUCAGUUUCACCAACAUUAACAUUGUUUUGAGUCCCUCGGAAUGGAACUUGGUUGCAAUGAUUUUACUUUUAAUAUUAGCUAAGAAAAGCCCCUCGUUGAAUGAACCUUUAUCACCUCGGCAAAAAGACAUUUCCUCGUUGCUAAGUACUACAGUUGACAAAGAAGAUGUUGAUCGUUUACUGAGCGUGUUUGAUUUUGAAAGCUGUUUGGAAACUGCGGCAGAUGAUGACGGAAAGAAAUUUGACAUGGAGGAACUAGACUAACAUGGUUUUUGACAAUCAUGUUAAGAUGAUUAGUAUAGAUCCCACUUUAACUAAAUGAAAGAAAAGUUGUAUCUAAA